Molecule: messenger RNA, 1116 nt
Organism: Caretta caretta (loggerhead turtle)
Lineage: Eukaryota; Metazoa; Chordata; Testudines; Cheloniidae
Source: RefSeq, a predicted model, not a curated record
AUGGAGAGGCGCCGGCUGGCUGUAAAGGAUCAGCCCCUCGAGCAAACCUACGGCGAAGUGAACCAGCUGGGAGGCGUCUUUGUCAACGGGAGACCCCUGCCCAACGCCAUCCGCUUGAGGAUCGUGGAGCUGGCCCAGCUCGGGAUCCGACCCUGCGACAUCAGCCGCCAGCUGCGGGUCUCUCACGGCUGCGUGAGUAAAAUCCUGGCCCGCUACAACGAGACGGGCUCGAUCUUACCCGGAGCCAUCGGCGGGAGCAAGCCGCGGGUCACCACCCCCAACGUGGUGAAGCACAUCCGAGACUACAAGCAAGGCGACCCGGGGAUCUUCGCGUGGGAGAUCCGAGACCGGCUGCUGGCGGACGGGGUGUGUGACAAAUACAACGUGCCCUCCGUCAGCUCCAUCAGCAGGAUUUUACGGAACAAAAUCGGGAACCUCUCCCAGCCCAACCCCUACGACAGCACCAAGCAGCCUCCCCCCCAGCCAACGCUGCCCUAUAACCACAUUUACCAGUACCCCUACCCCAACCCCAUGGCCUCCUCUGGGACCAAAAUGGGCCAUCACCCGGGCGUGCCGGUCACAGCUGGACAUGUCAGUAUCCCCAGAUCCUGGCCCUCGGCGCAUUCGGUCAGCAACAUCCUCGGUAUCCGGACCUUCAUGGAGCAAACAGGGCCUCUGGCUGGGACAGAGGGGUCUGCCUACCCACCCAAAAUGGAAGACUGGCCUAGUGUGAACAGAACGGCCUUCCCUCCCGCCCAGGCAGCCAAUGGGAUUGAUAAAGCUGCAAUGGAAGCGGACAUUAAGUACCCCCAGCCUGCCCCUGGCCUUUCCAGCUUCCUCCCAGCCUGCGCCUACCCCUCUUCCAACCAGCACGGGGUUUACGCUGGCCCCGGGGCGGGCUACAUCACCCCCGGCCACCACUGGCAGGCGCAAAGCAGCCCCCUGGCGCACCACGGGCCCGGAGUGACGGUCCCCGGAGGAGAGCUGGGCACCGCCAUGGCCUUCAAGCAUCCCGCCCGAGAAGUUGUGGACAGAAAACCUUCCAGUCCUGUAGGCAAACCUCAAGAAACCCUAAAUAAUAUACAUGGACUUUCUAUCCCAGCCUCAUCUUCCUAG